AUGGAGACACCGAAAGGACCGACACAACUCCAUCUGAGCACCGGCGGUCGGGCCUCGACGAUGCCGGAUGUCUGUGCGACUGUGAGUGGAGUCGUGCGACAGGACGGAGAGGAUCUCCUUACAAAGACAAAUGACAUCAUCAAGGCCCUAUGUAACGACGUCUUAACUAGAGUACACAUCACGGGCGCAUCACGAUUACGGUCGUACAUUCAUGACCGCCCACCCCUGAUAAAGAUCAGCUUCCGUAAUGUUGAAGAAAAUAUCCUCGUGUUACGCAACAAAUAUUUACAUAAACAAAAGGCUCCGUACAAGAAUGUCUACAUCACAAGCAGCAAGUCUCCUGAUGAACGGUUGAUCGCACUAAAUGGACGUACCUUACGAAGUCAACUACCGCUGGGAAGCAACUUCCGAGUAGACGCCAACAGUCGCAUUCGCCCACGGGAAAAUACAGAUCGCCAGGAUCAGCAACAGCGACAGCCCAAGACAGACACCCGUGGUCGUGUGAAUCCAAAUAACUUUACGACUGAAACGGUUUUCACUGAAGACGAGAAACUGAGGUUGGUGGAACACGCAGAAGACUCUGUCAGACUGGGGUACGGCUUCAGUAACACAGCCAUGCAACAGAUGGCAGGCGAGUUGGCGCACCACCUUGGAAAACGCGCUACUGACAAGCCUCUCACACGGACUAAAAAUGACGAGAUGAGGAGGCCAGGCACUGGUGGAGGGCCCCGGGUGAAGAAGUUCCCGGAAGGCAUUCUCCUUGAGCAUUUUGGGGAUUCCGCCUCGCUGGCAGAGGUCCCCAAUUCAAUCAACACUGAUGUUAGCGGGACGGCCGUCGGUGCCUUCGUGGGCGUGUUCAUCGGAAGUAUCAUCGGCUGUUUUCUGGGUGCGAUUACAAAUAAGGCGAGUUUUCGGCUCCCUGCUCGGACCAUUCGUCGGAAAGGUUAUCAUCGUGGCGAUGAUGCGGCGCGUGAUAUAUGCGAUAUUUCUGCAGGGGACCAGUUCAAAUGGGAAAAAACGAGAAAACACAAGGAAUUCUUCCAAGGCGACUCGCCUCACGGCUUGGUGAAAAGAGUCAUGUACAAGAAAUACCUGCAAGCUUACAUUCCAAUGACGCAGAGUGACCGUUUUACUCUCAGAACUGUUAUAAUCGAUGGUUUCGCUGGAGCUGGAAGGUAUUCAAAUGAAUGGCCUAAUGAGUUAGAAAAAUACGGCUCGCCUUUGAUUGCAAUGAUGGUAGUUCUGGAACAUGUUGUGAAGAAAAAAGAGGAAUCACCAGAGCAAAAUAUCGACCCAGUGCCUGUUUUUGGUUGGGAAUCUUCCUUACUUACACCAAUGGAAGAACUAAAAAGCAUGGACAAAGAUCAAAGGGAAACAUGCGUUAACACACAACUGGCAAAAGUCAAACUGAUUUUUAUUGAACAGGAUAAAGAAAAUUAUACAACUUUGUUGUGUAAUAUUGAACUGCUAAUUCUUAAGUUCCUUCAGAGACACUUUCCACAAAUUAAAUAUAAUGUCAUGGAAAGGGAAGGCGUCACAAUGUUUUCAAUUACAACACAGCCUUUCUCUGUCUCCAUAGAGGUACAAAAUUGUUCGUUUGGUGAUUACCAGCCAUCUAGGAGUGAGUUAUUGGACAAAUCUGUACGUAGUCUGACUUUUGUAGAUCCGUUCGGUUACACACACACUCCGAUGGAUCACGUGAAAAAGUUUGCACCCGGUGAAGGCAAUGAAAUUAUGAUCAACUUCAUGAGCAGAGACGUAAACAGAUUUGCAAAAAAACAACCGGAGAAAAUAAGUCAACUUUACGGAUUGCCUAAGUUUGACGAAGUUGCUGAUGACUACUGUAUAGGUCGUCCAAACACUGGCGAACUAGGAGAAUUCAUUAACUACGUUAGAAAUAACAUUUGUCCUGGGGCUCAAGAACAUAGAUCUUCAAUUCAGAAAUGUGUCGACACAUAUGAACUUUUUCUGAAAAAGAAAACUGGGAGCUCCUACUCUCUUGUUUUCGAAGUGCGCGGUGAGGGGAAUUGCAUCAUAUAUCAUAUUGUGUAUAUAACCAAUCACAUCAGGGGAGUAGAAGUGAUGAAGUCCGCAAUGACCAAAUGCAGCACGCAUGAAGAGAAGAUGUUGAUGUCUGAUUAUGACGUUAUUCGGAAGGGUAAUAAAUUGACUUUCCAGAAAACGCAAAAUGAUCAAGCCGUCGCAGAGAAAAUUUUUGAACGAUUUAAGGGGAUGAAAGAUGUAGUUGUGCAAUAUCACGGUAACCAUAAAUACGAAGAAAGUCCAUCCGUUAAGACAUUUGUUUUACUUGAGACAGUUUAUUGCAAGUGGAAAACACCACUUGCAAUUUUGCAAAAAGCAGGAAAAAUUAUUGAUGUCUUAGAAAACGGAAAACCGCAAAAAUCGAAAAAUAAAUUUCCGCACGAGGACAGUGUCACAAAAAAACCGAUAGUCACAAGAAUAACGUUUGCCCUAGAGGCAUGUGAAAUAAACAAUCCAACUAAAGACAAACGCCCUGACACCGAUAACAAAGAUGAAAAGGGGCGAAAAAGACGCAAAAGAGGUCAAAACACGAGCGAAAAAGCGAACACGAAAACAGAGAGUGAAAGCAAAAGGCGAAAGAAAGAAAGCUUUUACGUGGAUGGCGAAAUUAAUGUACUACGAAUGUCGGAAAUAUAAUUUGUGGCGUGGUAAAACAUAUUGAGGUUGUAUUAUGAGAAAAUUAAACUUUAAAAUGAAAGCUUUCAUCAGUUUUUUUAUGGUUGGAAUAGUGUAAGUCGCAUCGAACUCUAGCUUGUUCUUAACACAAUAUGUUUAAACGAAAUCCACGAAUUGGACAUUCAAACACAGUCAGCUCUGGAACAAUUGUUAUGUUAGCCGUUACCACCAACAGGAUCGUCUGCUUUUGUGAAAGAUUAUACAUUGUACUAGUAAUUGUGCAUUCAAUGAAAUCCUUAUUUAUGUUAAUUUAUUUUAAUAAACGCAAUUUAAAAUGA
Dreissena polymorpha is the source of this 2996-nucleotide messenger RNA. RefSeq lists its product as uncharacterized. NCBI's taxonomy places the organism in Eukaryota, Metazoa, Mollusca, Bivalvia, Myida, Dreissenidae. The transcript is spliced from 6 exons. The record is from RefSeq and is a predicted model, not a curated record. The coding region runs from base 1 to 2679 and encodes 892 amino acids.